AUGGGUCAAUCCUAUAUGCGCGUGCCGGAAAAUGGCGAAGGCACAAAUGCCAGUGCUAGCAGACUUUCCGUGUCUGGCAGCGCACACAUGGCAACAACCACGCUGCAGGUCGGCGGCAUGACAUGCGGUGCUUGCACAUCAGCCGUUGAGUCCGGUUUCAAAGGCGUUGACGGCAUCGGAACAGUCUCUGUCAGUCUCGUAAUGGAGCGCGCCGUAGUCACGCAUGACCCACGGAUCAUACUCGCCGAGAAGAUACAGGAGAUCAUCGAGGAUCGUGGUUUUGAUGCAGAGGUUCUCUCGACAGAUAUUCCCAACGCUGGGGCUACUCGGACCAACGACCACUUCAACGAGAGCACUGCCAUCAAUGGCGAAACCACAGCCACUGCGACAACAACUUUCGCCAUCGAGGGAAUGACAUGUGGUGCCUGCACAUCAGCCGUUGAAGGCGGCUUCAAGGGCGUGGACAGUAUCCUCAAGUUUAACAUCAGCCUUUUGGCGGAGCGGGCCGUUAUCACGUACGAUGAGACAAAGAUUUCCCCCGAGGAGAUAGCCGAGAUUAUCGAGGAUCGCGGAUUUGAUGCUACCAUUCUAUCGACACAACGCGACAUGGCUUGUCAGGGAGGAGACACCACAUCUGCCCAAUUCAAAGUCUUCGGGUGCAAAGAUGCAACUACUGCUCAAGCUCUGGAGGAAGGCCUCAUUGCAGUUCAGGGCAUUCGCUCAGCAUCUCUCAGCCUCAGUACGGAUCGUCUUACAGUUGUUUAUCAACCCAUGACGAUAGGGCUCCGUGGUAUCGUCGAGGCUAUAGAAACGCAGGGCUUAAAUGCUCUCGUUGCAAGUGGCGAAGACAACAACGCGCAACUCGAAUCGCUGGCAAAAACGCGCGAAAUUACUGAGUGGAGGAGAGCAUUCAAGAUCUCACUCUCCUUUGCGAUUCCUGUCCUUCUAAUCGGAAUGAUCAUCCCCAUGGCCUUCCCUGCGAUAGACAUUGGGAGUUUCGAACUCAUCCCUGGUCUAUUCUUGGGUGACAUUGUGUGUCUCGUUAUCACAUUACCUGUCCAAUUUGGCAUCGGCAAGAGAUUCUACGUUUCUGGUUACAAAUCCCUCAAGCAUGGAUCACCGACAAUGGAUGUUCUGGUCGUUCUUGGCACAACGUGUGCUUUUCUCUUUAGCGUCUUCUCGAUGCUGGUCUCAGUUCUUCUUGAGCCGCACUCUAAACCCUCCACGAUCUUCGACACGAGUACUAUGCUCAUUACUUUCAUCACACUAUCUCGAUGGCUCGAAAACCGCGCCAAGGGCCAGACUUCGAAGGCAUUGUCCCGCCUUAUGUCCCUAGCUCCGUCAACAGCAACCAUCUAUGCUGAUCCGAUCGCCGUGGAAAAAGCAGCCGAGAACUGGGCAAAGUCUUCUGACGAGCCGUCAACCCCAAAGACGCCUAGUAACCAAACUAGCGGCUCUGCUUGGGAGGAAAAGGUCAUCCCAACAGAGUUACUUGAGGUCGACGACAUCGUGGUCAUCCGACCCGGUGACAAGAUUCCAGCAGAUGGUAUCCUCGUCCGAGGUACCACAUUCGUUGAUGAAAGUAUGGUCACAGGAGAAGCUAUGCCUGUCCACAAGCGUAUCGGUGAUAACAUGAUCGCCGGUACUGUCAAUGGUGACGGACGUGUUGAUCUUCGUGUUACUCGAGCUGGCCAUGCUACCCAACUAAGCCAAAUCGUCAAGUUAGUCCAAGACGCACAAACAGCACGCGCCCCGAUCCAGGAGCUGGCUGAUAAGCUAGCCGGCUACUUUGUUCCCAUGAUUCUCAUCCUCGGUCUGAGUACAUUCCUUGUCUGGAUGGUCUUGUGUCACGUUUUAUCUCACCCUCCCGAGAUUUUCCUUGAAGACAACAGUGGUGGUAAAAUCGUGGUAUGUGUCAAGUUGUGUAUUUCUGUCAUUGUCUUUGCUUGUCCGUGUGCACUUGGACUCGCUACGCCCACCGCUGUCAUGGUCGGUACAGGAGUUGGAGCCGAGAACGGAAUUCUCAUCAAAGGAGGUGCUGCUUUGGAGCGCAUAACCAAAGUCACGCAUAUCAUCCUCGACAAAACUGGCACAAUUACGUACGGUAAAAUGAGUGUGGCUAGCACAGAUCUCGUCUCACAGUGGGCCAGAAGCGAUGCCAGCAAACGACUGUGGUGGUCCAUCGUGGGUCUGGCCGAGAUGGGAAGCGAACAUCCUGUAGGAAAGGCUAUCCUGGGCGCUGCAAAGGGAGAGCUGGGUAUAGGACCCGAGGGAACCAUUGAUGGCAGUGUCGGAGAUUUCAAAGCUGUUGUAGGCAAGGGUGUCAGUGUGACUGUGGAGCCAGCUACCUCGAGUCGCACACGAUACCUGGUUCAAGUUGGAAAUCUCGUCUUUUUGCAAGAUAAUGGUGUUGAUGUCCCCGAGGAUGCCGUCCAGGCCGCAGAGAAGAUCAACUUGUCGGCAGACGUGGGCAAAUCGACGGCCAAGGGCAGCGGCACUGGAACCACCAACAUCUUUGUUGCCAUCGAUGGCGUUUACGCCGGCUAUGUAUGUCUGUCUGAUAAGAUCAAGGAGGACGCUGCUGCGACGAUUUCGGUUCUGCACCGCAUGGGCAUUAAAACCUCGAUAGUGACAGGCGAUCAACGGUCUACCGCACUCGCUGUCGCUUCCGUCGUGGGUAUUGAUGCCGACAAUGUCUACGCUGGCGUUAGUCCCGAUCAAAAGCAAGCCAUCGUGCAAGAGAUCCAACAGUCUGGUGAAGUUGUCGGUAUGGUUGGUGACGGCAUCAAUGACUCCCCAGCCCUUGCGACUGCAGACGUUGGCAUCGCCAUGGCAAGCGGCACGGAUGUAGCGAUGGAAGCAGCAGAUGUCGUUCUUAUGAGACCGACAGAGCUCAUGAUUAUACCUGCCGCUCUGACGCUUACACACACUAUCUUCCGCCGAAUCAAGUUAAACCUCGGAUGGGCUUGUCUAUAUAAUGCUAUUGGUCUCCCGAUCGCAAUGGGCUUUUUUCUUCCGUUGGGGCUUAGUGUUCACCCGAUCAUGGCGAGUCUUGCUAUGGCGUUCAGUAGUGUCACGGUGGUGGUUAGUAGUCUGAUGCUUAACUCAUGGACAAGGCCUGCUUGGAUGACUGAGAUGGCUAUCAACGACGGGAAGACACCCAAGGCGGAGAGGUGGAUGUUUGGAAAGGGCAUCGUUGGCUGGACAAGGGAGAUGAUGGGACGUAGAGGCAAGGUGGAGGAAGUUGGAUAUGUGCCGUUACAGAACAUGGAGGGCUGA
Molecule: messenger RNA, 3279 nt
Organism: Fusarium pseudograminearum CS3096
Lineage: Eukaryota; Fungi; Ascomycota; Sordariomycetes; Hypocreales; Nectriaceae
Exons: 2
Coding region: 1-3279 (1092 amino acids)
Biological process (GO): monoatomic cation transport; copper ion homeostasis
Cellular component (GO): membrane
Molecular function (GO): P-type divalent copper transporter activity; ATP binding; copper ion binding
Source: RefSeq, a predicted model, not a curated record